CACCGAGAAACUCCACGUUGUUUCUCAGCACCACCACCACCACUCUCCAAACACACACCCCCAAUUUUAUUAACGCUCUGGUGCUCACAACUUUUGCGAGUCUUCAUAUUCAGUGGGUUGUUUUUGGUGUGCCAAUGGGACCCAUUAGAGGGCUGAAGAGAAAGGAGAGAGCAGAGAAAGAUACCUCCAUUGAGGAGCUUGAAAGCAACAACGAUGGCCCUUGUCUUCCACCUCAACCUCAGUCUUUUGAUUGGUGGGACCAGUUCUCCAAGAGGCUUACUGGGUCAUUGUCUGAAUCAAAGGAUUCAGCAAAUUUUGAAUUAAUUUUCAAGAUAUCGAGAAAGACGUUUAAGUACAUUUGUUCACUUGUGAAGGAUGUUAUGAUGGCAAGGUUUUCAAGUUUCACUGAUAUUAACGGGCGAGUUUUAUGUCUUGAGGAUCAAGUAGCAGUUGCUUUGAGAAGGUUGAGUUCUGGUGAAUCAUUAUUAACUGUUGGUGAUUCCCUUCAGGUAAACAAAGCAAUUGUCCGUAAAAUAACUUGGAAGUUUGUGGAAGCUAUGGAAGAAAGUGGAAUCCACCAUAUCCAGUGGCCUUUUACAGAAACAAAGAUGACAACGGUUAAGUCAAAGUUUGAGAAAAUUCGAGGGCUCCCAAAUUGUUGUGGUGCCAUUGACACCACACACAUUAAAAUGUGUCUACCCAGUAGUAAGAAUAAAUCAAAUGUGGUCUGGUACGAUAAUGAGAAGAACCACAGUAUGAUCUUACAGGCAAUUGUGGACACUGAUAUGAGAUUCCUAGAUAUUGUUACUGGGUGGCCAGGAAGUUUAAGCGACUCUAUUGCUUUCAAAAGCUCAAGUUUCUUCAAACUUUGCAAUGAAGGAAAGAGACUAAAUGGGGAAACAGUGAAACUUUCAGAAGGAACAGAACUGAGAGAAUAUAUUGUAGGAGAUGCAGGAUUCCCCUUGUUACCAUGGCUCUUGACUCCUUACCGAGGAAGAAAUCUUUCUGAACAUAAGGCAAGCUUCAAUAGGAGGCACACUGCUACACAUUCGGUGGCACAAAAGGCAUUAUCACGGUUGAAGGAGACAUGGAAGAUCAUUGGCGGAGAGAUGUGGAGACCUGAUAAAGACAGGUUACCAAGAAUUAUUCUUGUUUGCUGCCUGCUGCAUAAUAUAACAAUCGAUUUGGAUGAUGAGGUGCAAAAAGAAAUUCUCUUCACUUAUGAAAAUGACUCCGAAUAUAGGCAGCAAAUUUGUGAUUCUGUUGAUAAGGCUGCAGCCGGAAUGAGAAGGAAGUUAUCUCUUUAUCUCUCUGGAAGGUUGCAACCAUGAUAGCAUGUCAUCUCUUUAGAAUUUCCAUCUUUGUUGAGUCACUAUCUAGGCCUGUUACUGUUUAAAUAUCUUAGGUCCCUUGCACAUGCCUUUUCUUUCUUCAUAUCAGUUUGAUUAUCUAUGAUGUGUUGUAGGACUAACAAUUUUAAUGUCUGUGUGUUAUCAAAGAGUCUCUUCAAAUAUUGGUAAAAAGGAUUUAUAUGAA
Molecule: messenger RNA, 1536 nt
Organism: Daucus carota subsp. sativus
Lineage: Eukaryota; Viridiplantae; Streptophyta; Magnoliopsida; Apiales; Apiaceae
Product: protein ALP1-like
Exons: 2
Coding region: 135-1331 (398 amino acids)
Source: RefSeq, a predicted model, not a curated record